AUGAAGACACUAUCUCUUAUCUUCUGCACUCUUGUUAUGGCAACAAUUUCAAUGCCAGCAGGCACUAACUGCAGAGUCAUACAGCAAAACAAGGCCAAUCUGAUUGAAGAAACUUGCGAGCAGACACCCCAUCGCGAUCUUUGCAUCCAAUACCUCUCAUCUGACCCUCGCAGCACCGAUGCAGAUGUCACAGGGCUAGCUCUAAUCAUGGUCAAAGUAAUCAAAACCAAAGCAAACAAAGCCUUGGACAAGAUCCACCAACUUCUUCAGGAAAGCCCUGAACCUGGUCAAAAGGAAGCACUGAGUUCGUGUGCUGAUAGAUACAAGGCAAUUCUGGAAGCUGAUGUGGCAGUAGCCAUUGCUGCUCUGCAGAAAGGAAACCCCAAGUUCGCAGAAGAUGGUGCGAAUGAUGCUGCUAUUGAGGCCACCUCUUGUGAAAACAGUUUCUCUGGGAAAUCGCCACUCACUAAUGAGAACAAUGCUAUGCAUGAUGUUGCAGCCACAACAGGAGCUAUAGUUAGACAACUGCUCUAG
Sphenostylis stenocarpa is the source of this 534-nucleotide messenger RNA. Lineage: Eukaryota; Viridiplantae; Streptophyta; Magnoliopsida; Fabales; Fabaceae. The record is from the annotation of a GenBank genome assembly.